Molecule: messenger RNA, 825 nt
Organism: Emiliania huxleyi CCMP1516
Lineage: Eukaryota; Haptophyta; Isochrysidales; Noelaerhabdaceae
Exons: 2
Coding region: 8-706 (232 amino acids)
Source: RefSeq, a predicted model, not a curated record
UUCUGAUAUGAUCAAGACCAAGGUGGCGAUGGAGCCGGCGGCCGUCACACGAUCCAAGUCUGCGCCAUCCAGGACAACGAGCACGGCGACGAAGCCUCCUGCGAUGCCCGAUAAGGUGUGUCCGAUAUGCUGCACUGCCACAGCGAAACUGGUUGCCAGCGCGCCCGCUUGCGCGUGCCACGCGUGCCACGCGUGCGUCGAGAGGUGGGUUGCGAUGCAGCUUCCUGCAUGCCGCGCCAAGAAGCAGCUUCGCGUUAAGUGCUUCGGCUGCGCAAAGAUGAUGUCCCAGCGAACCGUGCUGGAAAACAGCGCCGCGGCUGCCGACCUCGCUUGUCAGCUCGAGCGGCGCGAGAUCCUACAACGCAACGAUCUAUAUCCUGAGUCCGUGCAGGUCGAGUGCCGCCGCGCCGAGUGUGUGGGUAUUGGCUAUCUUGGCCACGCGACGAUCAUGUGCAUGAUUUGCGAGGAGCAGUGGUCCGCGGAGGAGAUGGUGGUGCACGCUGCCAUAGCGUUGGACAUGCAGGAGGUGGCGAAGCUCAGCAGCGGCGAGCUCGCUUCGAUCAAGGUCGGGCCAUCCCUCACCAUAACGGUGCGAAAGUGCCCCAAGUGCGACAUCGUCACGGAAAAGAAUGGCGGCUGCGACCACAUGCGCUGCGCUAGGUGCAGCCACGAGUACUACUGGUCGACGGGCAAGGCCUACCACUGAGCGCUGGCCGUAUUUCUACCUGUGUGGUGGUGCGGAUCGCGAACCGCAACGCGCGUAGGAAUAAAAGGUUAUACAAGUAUUGUCUCUGUGCUCUGUUACAACAACUUCUUCAUCGUUCG